This is a messenger RNA of Emiliania huxleyi CCMP1516, 921 nucleotides long. RefSeq lists its product as hypothetical. NCBI's taxonomy places the organism in Eukaryota, Haptophyta, Isochrysidales, Noelaerhabdaceae. The coding region runs from base 1 to 921 and encodes 306 amino acids. The record is from RefSeq and is a predicted model, not a curated record. The transcript has 5 exons. Gene Ontology annotation, molecular function: calcium ion binding.
AUGCGAGCACGGCGGCCGUGCCUCCCGUUGAGCACUCGCCUGCCGCGACUGACGCGCGCGCCAGCACAGCUGCUUCGCCGAGCCGCCUCCUCGCAAGACAAGGGCGACGACCCGCUCAAGCCUGACGGCGACGCGCGGCUCGACCGGCUUUGGCCCGGCAGGGCCGUGACAGAGGCGGAGGAGAUCCUCGCGUCCGCGCCGCUCCCGCACGGCUUCGAGGCAGCGGCGCCGUCCAAAAAGGCGCGCGUCUUUGCGCGCUCGCUGCGGCAGCGGCAAGCGGCGCAGUCCGCGAACCGCGCGUUUCUCCCGCUCGAGAUGUCGGCCAUCAUAGACCUGUUCGACGACUAUGCCGGCCCCGCGAGGCAGCUUGACCGCGACGGCCUCCGCGCGCUGCUCGCGAGCGUGGGCGAGAGGCCGGACGAUGCCACGCUCGAGGAGCUCUUCCACCAGGCGGACGUCGACAGCAGCGGCGCCAUCGACCUGGACGAGUUUCUGCACGCCUCGGACGCGCUGCUCGCCUCGAACCCGGCGCGCUGUAUCCUGGUCGUGGGCGGGCCCGGGAGCGGCAAGGGCGUCCUCUGCCGCCGCCUCGUCGACGACCUGACCCGCAUGCUCUCCGCGCCUCUAGGCGGGCGGCGGCUGCUGCUCGACGGCUUCCCGCGCUCGCGCGACAAUGCGAUCGACUUCGAGGCGCAGUGCGGCCGGCCGGAGCUGGCGCCUGCACCUGCAGCGGGGCGGACACGUGCACCGCAUGCGGCUGUGCGGCGCAUCGCCGUCUACCGCCAGCAGAGCGAGCCUACUCUCGAGUGGCUGCGAGCGAGCCGCGUGCCGAUCGUCGAGCUCGACUCGAGCGGCUCCCGGGAGGAGAUGUGGUCCGGCCUCAAGGCCAUCGGCAGACUGAUGCGCAACAUAGUGAUAUGA